Homarus americanus (American lobster) is the source of this 5274-nucleotide messenger RNA. Its product is annotated as TBC1 domain family member 25-like. Bases 80 to 2491 code for a protein of 803 amino acids. The record is from RefSeq and is a predicted model, not a curated record. Gene Ontology annotation, biological process: activation of GTPase activity; regulation of autophagosome maturation. Gene Ontology annotation, cellular component: autophagosome. Gene Ontology annotation, molecular function: GTPase activator activity. NCBI's taxonomy places the organism in Eukaryota, Metazoa, Arthropoda, Malacostraca, Decapoda, Nephropidae. The transcript has 11 exons.
GAGUAGCUGUCAAAUGGAUGCUGUCAGCUGUUAUGGGUAACUACCAUCGUACAGGCAGAAUAAUCGAUUAAUUGAAGAAAUGGCAACAGCCUUAACGACAGCGACCCCAUCAAGGGAUGCAGUAAGAAUUAAAGUGAUCCAGCACAGUCAUUGUGAAGUUGACUCCCAGUGCUGCCGCUUCAGUGUAGAUCCUGAACUGACUGGCUAUGAGGUGUUAAGGAAUUUGAUUGCCAGGGCCUUUGAUCUUAAAGGAGAGUUCCAGACUUGUUAUUUAGCUCGUGAUGAUCGGUUCCCAGAGGCUUGUUGGGUCCCUAUGUCAUCUGAUUUUGAUCUGGAGAUGGCCUUUGUCAAGUCUGCUGAUCCAUACCUCUUAGUGAAGGUAGAGUUGUCAUCAUCUAAUGGUACCUGGGAUGCUGUCACCAAUAUGGAUAUUGCAAAACUUUCUCUCCCUGACCUUCCAAGGAACAACUACUCUGCCAAACUCCCAGGGAUCUUCAAAGAAAAGAUGGAGAAGACUUUAUCAAUUGUUCAGAAAGCCUUAAGUUGGAAUGAAGAAGGUGAUGAAGCAUCUUUUCGACCAAUUAGACCCCCUCUCACUGACUCAGAGUUCCAGCAGAUGCUAAAUCGUGUGGGACAACUCGCUCAUCCAAAGGAACUACGUCUUUGUGUGUACCUCGGAGGUCUUGAACCAUCCCUCAGAAAGGUGAUAUGGAAGCAUUUACUGAAUGUAUACCCUGAAGGCCUGACAGGGAGAGAGAGACUAGACUACAUGAAACAGAAAACUAAGGAAUAUGAAGCACUGAGAGCAGUAUGGCAGGAGCACCUCAAUGAUGAUAACCAGAAUGAAAUAGCAGACCAGACAGCAGAGCAUCACAUCUUGCAGGUCAGUGAGGAAGUUAAGUAUGUGACAAAUAUGGUUCGUAAGGACGUCCUGCGCACUGACCGACAUCACUCUUACUUCAGCGGACCUGACGACAACAGUAAUGUUCAGAGUCUGUAUAAUAUAUUAACCACAUAUGCACUGAAUCACCCAUCAGUUGGGUAUUGUCAGGGCAUGAGUGACUUGGCCUCACCGCUCUUGGUAACAAUGAGGGAUGAGGCGCAGGCAUAUGUGUGCUUCUGUGCUCUCAUGGCUCGAGUUCACUCCAACUUUCACAUUGAUGGUAAUGCCAUGACACUCAAGUUUCAGCAUCUCACUGAAGCUCUCAUAUUUUACGAUAUAGAAUACUUCUCCUAUCUUCAGCUUCACCAGGCUGAUGACCUUCUCUUUUGCUACCGAUGGUUGUUGUUGGAAUUAAAACGUGAAUUUGCCUUUGAUGAUGCCCUGUAUAUGUUAGAAGUUCUCUGGAGCUCCCUACCACCAAACCCUCCUGAGGAGUCCUUGCCACUGUUUGAGGUGCAAUUCAAUCCAGUUCAAGAGGAAGAGACUCCCGUUCCACCACCCACACCUCGACAAAACCAUUAUGAUAACGUGUGUGCCCUGAGACGACAGCGGUCCUGUGUCUCAAACAGAAGUGCUGAGUGUCUUGCAGCCAUCUUGAGUAGACGAGCAGCUAGUGUGGACUGUGAUGGCCCUGAAACUGGUGCAGGCGGGAAGAAACUAAGUCGGACAUGGUCCCAGCCUAUAGACACUUCUCGUGUGAGAACACGGGUGCCGAGUGGUGAAACUGCAAUGAAUGUUGAUAGGAUAAGAGAGGAAAGUACUUCACCAGAAGACAGUCCAACCAGGAAUAUCAGGAAAAUUAGAAAUCUGAGAGAAUUUCAGCUUUUGACUAAAAAUAAAGAUUCAGAUUGUGAGAGUAAUCCAGCUUCACCUUGUAAAGACAAAAAGAUUUCAAAUAGAAAAAAGGAUGAGAAUUUCAAGUCAGUAUCAGUUUUAGGUGAAAACUUGAGCAACAAAUCUCGAAGAUGUUUUUCAGACUCCGAUGCUGAUGUUGGUGUGCCUGUGUACUCAGAUGGUGGGGAGGUAGAUGUUUGGCAGAACCCCGUUGCAACACUGUCACCAGAGACCGAUCAGCAGUUACAAAUUGUUUGUCAAGAGGAACAACCUACUACCAUUCAGCAGCUCACUCCUAAAACUAAUGGUCAACAUCAACAGUCAGAAGUGGAAGGUGAGAACGAGGCUACCAUGACCGCUAGUGUUAAUUCUUGUGAAGAAGUAACUGAAGUCACUGGUUGGCAAGUUACUGUGAGUGCUAGUGGAUCUCCACAGGUUCAUACAAUGCCUCCUCCUGAAGAAUUUGGUGGUGGAAACCCAUUUCUCAUGUUUCUGUGCCUCACCCUUCUCCUACAACAUCGUCAACUUAUAAUGCAAAAUAAAAUGGAUCACAAUGAGCUAGCUAUGCACUUUGACAAGAUGGUUCGACAACACAAUGUAAAUAAGGUACUUGGUCAGGCCAGACGUAUGUUUGAGACCUAUCUUAAAUUGGACUUUUCUAAGGCACGUUCAAAAAACACUCCUCCUAGUUCUACAAGUAAUCAAUCAUGUUAAUAUGUAUAACAAUCUUGAAACUUAUUUUUAAUAUUGAACCACAGCAGUUUAGUACUGUACAGUACUGUACUAAAAAAAUCUGGAUUUUUCAAACCAUCAAAAAUUAUUUUUUGUUAAGAAUUUGAUUUUGAUAAGAAUUAGUUCAGAUGAAGUGGCUUUAUUCAGUAAAUAUUUAAUAAUUCUUAAAGGGCUUAUGAAGAACCCAAAGUUUGUUGAUUCAGAGUUAGUACAUUUGUGUAAUAUUUAAAGUUGUUUAACUGUAGCAUCAUCUGUCUUGUACGUAAGAAAUGGAGUGAGAAAAUAUGAUAUUGUAAGUCCUACCAGUUGCUUCUGUCUGCCUAAUAAGCUGACAAAAGUGAAGUUGAAAUGUUGCCCCAGUUAAAAUAUGUAUGAAUGAUGAAAAGAAUUAAAAGAUCACAGAUGAAUACUAAGCUACCUGUUUCUUCUCUUAGAAGUGUUAGGACAGCAAGGAGCAGAUACACUUCAACAGUCACAGUUUGUCUUUGAACUCUUCUCACAUUUGCUAGGACCAAAUUAUUCCCUUCGUUCACUAAACACACACCUGCAUGUGCAUGCAGACAAACACACAUCUCACUCACACACACACACAUAUACAGAGGUACAUUCACUCUUUCUUUUCGUUAAAUAUUUUAUCACUAAAAGAAGCAAGGCUGUUACAUACUAUGCUGUGGCGUAGGGGUUAUAAAUGUGUGCCACACUGAAAUAACUUACGCCAAUUGAAUUAUUCAAUUGGGUAAAAAUAAAAGAGUACUGUACAGUACAUUAAUUCCUUAACAUUUGCAGGAACUGGGUUUGGUUAAGUUUGAAUCUUGUAAUAUUCCUACAUAGAAAUCAGGUAUAUAUAUUAUGUCUAACUCAGCCUGAGAAUUUUCCUAAGCUUCCACACUCCAUGACUGAGAGGCUCAGUUGUACCCAUCCUCACCUCCCACACAUCAGCCUGGCACCAUUUUAUGUGACAUGCCCAACCUGCUAUGAUACAAUAACUAAUAAAAUAACAAGAUUUUAUAUUAUACUGUUAUACUACUAAUGUGAACAUAAACACAUUGAAGUCAUAGCAAAUCCACACAUGGGAGGUCUUUGGGUUUUAGUGGGGUGCCAUGACAGUGUCUACUGCAGCUGCUGCUACAGUGGUUAUCAUUAUAUAAAAUAUCAACUGCUACACUAAAGGAUAUAAGUACUGUACAGCCAUAAAAUGCAGUUCAUAAAUACAGGAAUGUGCAGAAUAUAUUGCCUUUCCAAGCAAGGCAAAUUCCUCAAUUUGCUUCCUGAUAGUUGCUGCCUCUGCUUAUUCUAGGGUUUAGGGAGGAACAGCCAUGAAGCAUUAAUUAUUUGCUUACCACAUUACUUGAGGAAGAGCUGUAAUUCAUUCCUUGCAUUACAUUAAAACAUGUUAUACUGUGGGAUUAUUGUGAGUGAUUUCAUAAAUACUCUUGUUAUUAUUUUAUGCUUAUAAUUAGAAUGUUGUGUGAUUGAAGUUUAGGUGUACAAGUAUUUAUGAAGAAUUUGACCUUUUUCUUAAUUUUGUAAUUUAUUAAGGGAGUUCAGAAAUGCAGUGUUAUCAUAGUUAAGGUAUCUGGUAUCUAGUGUCAGGGUUUCUUAUGAUUUGUAAAGAGUAAAACUGGUUAUACUGUACUAGGACUCUCUACACUACUCCAUACUUUUUUUUUUACUUGACUUUGCGGUCUCUUAAGUUACACAGUGUGCUACCAAAAGUAACUUCACAUGAGGAAACACUGAAUAUGUACUGGUACUGUAUUGUUUUAAUUAAAGACUUUAUAACUUGAUACAAGUUCACACAGGUCUACAGGAUGAAACACAGGUCCCAUAAGGUAAAACACUCCUGGGGGAUAUUAGUGACAUAGUACCAUUUUAUGUAAUUGUUCCUAUUAAGUCGUAAACUGGUUGGUGAUUCACUCUGACAACGUAAACUGUCUGUGAGACUUAGUGAUUUCUUCCACUGACUGAUCAUUAUAUGUUGAGUAAAUUAUGGUAAACAUGUUUAUAGGAUUAUUGACACAUUUUUUUCAGGUCAACUGGUAAGGUUCACUUUGAGUGCAGCUAGGCUAUGUUUGGUUGGUACACACCUCCAGUUUGGCCUCAGGUAUUUGGAGAACUCUAUGUCCAGUUUUGGCUAACAAUUACCUUGAUGUUUAUCUUAUGUGAGAAUCCUGGUCUCAGGGUUUCCAUAUCUGAGCUCUUCUAGCAGGAGUCCAGGAAGACUCUCUUUCCCUGUUUUAUCCCUUAGACCCCGGGCAUUGUAAGACCUGCUGAAUCCCCCAUCUGGGCACAUAAAAAAAAAAAAUAAAAAAAUCCAUUGUCACCUUAUAAAUGGGUCAAUCAGUAUAAGAAAAAUACCAGAAUAAUGUACUUACAUUCAACUUUCACUGUAGCAUAGUUGGAGAGUUGUCUGGAGUGUUGAUGUGGAGUGAUGAAAGAUGUCAUGUUUGAAGUUACUGUACACAGCUUAAAGUGAACAGGAAGUGAUGUUGCCACACACUUACAACACACAAUUCUUACUUGAAGGCCCUUUUAUGUCAUAUGUCUACCUUAUAGUUAUUACAAAACACAAAAUAUUUAAAUUUUUCUCAAAAGAACUAUAAAAUACUGGUAAGAAUAUUCAGGCAGCAUAAAACUUAUCACUGUAUUUUAUUAUCAUUAUACAGUGGUCCCUAAGUUAACGAACACAAUUCGUUCCAGAAGGUCGUUCAUUAACCAAAAAUUUCGUUAACCGAAACCAUUGUUUCAAUGGGAUUUUGGGUAUU